This is a messenger RNA of Caenorhabditis remanei, 1251 nucleotides long. RefSeq lists its product as uncharacterized. The record is from RefSeq and is a predicted model, not a curated record. NCBI's taxonomy places the organism in Eukaryota, Metazoa, Nematoda, Chromadorea, Rhabditida, Rhabditidae. Gene Ontology annotation, biological process: innate immune response. The coding region runs from base 1 to 1251 and encodes 416 amino acids. The transcript has 4 exons.
AUGAGUUUACCUAAAAUGAGUUUCGCUGGAAUUCGGAUGUUCCUGAAUAUUCUUUGGAUGAUUUGCUGGAAAUUUGAGAAGAAUUUUGGUGGCAGGUGUACGAAACGGUUUCUUUGGUCAUUGGCCAAACGUUCACUCACCGCCAAAAAACCCUUGUUAAUCCGGAUCUAUAUUCUGGUAGGAGUAAUCCGUGGGCAGGGAAUUCCGGUGGUCUACAACACUCUCAAAAAAGUGUACAAAACUCACGAAAUCGACUAUCCGGACCUUGACUUCUGGUACCAUCGCUUUUACACUGGGGACUAUGACUUAGACUAUGAUAGAAGCAGGGAUCCAAAGCCAUUGGUCUUUUCAGACCUUAAUUUGGAAGCGGCUUACUCAAUUUUCAAAGAAUUGCAACCUCCUGAUCGUAUCCCCGUCCGAAAAGUCUCCAAAAACAUUUGUGUCCUCAUUGACUCCAUGCGCACCAUAAUCGACAAUGUUUGGCUAAUUGUGUCUCUUCUCAAUGAAACAGAGACAAGAUUCCAUUGGGUCUCUGUAAAACACAGUCACAAUGGACCAGAAAGCGCCAGGAAUGAUAUCAAAAAGGCAUUCGACUACCUGUCAUUUCAUCUGAAUCUCCCAGGAUAUGGCAUAGAUGAUUUCAUGCUCAGUUUUCCACUGGGUGUCCAAUGUGAAGACAUCUUCGAGGAAUUCAUCAACUCCCUGCGACAACCUUUGCAUGUCAGGAAGCUACGUUUCAAGUUGUGCACUUUGACAGAGAUAUUUCUUUUGUUGCAACGUGUCAAACCAUUGAUUCUGAAAGAAAUUCAAAUAAGCUACCAGGAGGGGGAACAUGACAUGGAGAUCUUCGACAAAAUCAAAGUGCUGGAACAGUGGAAACUUGCGGAUGAAUUGAUUUUGCCAGGCCACUUGAUUGGUCCAGUGGAGCACUACUGCUACUUCAAGAAGAUCACAAUUGAGUUAAGAGUGCUGCGUCCAGAAGAUAGACAUCCUAUUCGGCAGCUCCUUCAUGAAUCCAGGAAAAUCGAGCACCUCCGCAUUAUCUUCCAUCGCCGAUUCACAUAUAAAGAGCUACAAGAACUUUUUGAUGCAGAAGAGCACGGUUCUCGUCAAAUGUUCAUUCGGAUCCCUGCCACUCAAGAACAUUAUUUGAUAACUUUUUUGCACAGUCUUCACAAAACUGAUAUUAAUAUUAUAAAAGUCAAAGGAUGGGAACCAAUGAGAGCCCAUAGAGGUCAACGGUUGCCUUGA